GACAGCCCAAGGCCCCGCCCCCGGUCUCUCUAAGCGACCCGCACUUUCGGAGCUGGCUGUAGGCCGGCCCUCUGUCUGCGAGGGCUGAAAUGCUGACGGUAGCGGACGAGUCGAGGCAUCGCGCGCCCGUGAGGGGUUCGCCGUCAGUGCUGUUCCGGGCCGGGAGCCGCGGCUCGGGUCCCCCGAACUAUCAUCGACAGUGCCCGCGCGACCCAACGGCGCCGGCGCGCGCCCCGUCUCCUUGGCGACGGGCUUUUCUCGGCAAGGACCCCGGCGGUGGGGCUGCCCGGUGGCGCCUGUUCGUCGAAACGCUUUUGCGGUCCGAGAGGCGGGCGCGCUGGGAACUCAGGGACUGCGUCGAGGCUGCGGAUCUAGUCGGCGAUUGGGCUCGAUCUGGAGUGCACGGGACGAGGGCGGCCCGGCGGCGGGCCAGGCCCCGGGACCUAUGACGCGGACGCUGAGCUGGCGGGGCGGGCUGGGUGGCGGGCGGUGGCUCCUCCUCCUCCUCCUCCUCCUCCUCGGGCUACAGGUAAGGGCUACCGCGGGGAGCGACCAAGGGGAAUGGCUUGCUGGAACGUUAGCCCAGGGUCUCGGGACCUGGAGGGGGUAACCCCCGAAGUGUCAGCCCUCAGAACACCUCUAAGUGUAAGGGAGCGUUGUUGACUCCCAGAAUUUAGAGGGAACUACCCCAGAACCCAUCAUCCAGAGAAAGGGAAGCCCCUGGGAGAGGGGACUUGUCUUCGUCCGCUCUUUGCACCAGUAUGGAGAGAGCUCCCACUCAGGGAGUCUCCAAGUUGGUCCGCCAGGCUGCUCGGCGGCUUCACCUCGCAGACUUAGCCUGGCGCUCCCGAUAGAGGCCAUCCAAGGGUUCUCACUGCUUCUCUUUUAAGGCUGGUGUUUAUCUCAAAAGCUUAGGCCCUCCCCGGUUUCUCUGAGCAAGAUGGAAUACCCACGUACCGGAAAGAUAGCGUUCUGGGAAACCCGGGCCCGUGAGUCCCAACUGGCUCGCUGGCCUCUGUGGUGUAUUGUGCAUCAGGGUCACAGAUGGUGGGAUUCUACUCACUCCAGGUCGGUCUCAUUCAUGCAGUCAAAAAACCUUGGCACCUUUUUUUUGUGCUAGGCAGUGGGCCAAGAAUAUGGCUGUGACCAACACCAGGCCCUUACCUUCCUCAAGCCCAGGGUCUGUCAAGGGAGACAGUCACAUACAGAAGCCAGAUUUACUAUGGGGUAGCGAAGCUGGGAGAUGUGAGACCCCAUUCAGCUUAGAUAGAUUCAGCUGAAUGUGGGGUUUGCAGGAGGCUUUCAUGACUCGUGAAAGCCAAGUAGGAGCUAGCCAGAUGAAGAGGCAGCAGAAAGUGGAAGCAGAGACUAAACAAACUUUCUCUUGUAUGUAGAAGUAGACAUGACCCUUUGUGUUAGCCUUUUUAAGUGCACUUGUCAGGGUGGCAGUUGCUGUAGAGACUUUACGGUAUUUUAGCUGUAAAGAUAUAAUAGGAAAGGAGACUACCUGUCAGAUUUGGUUUGAGAGAGUUCUCCAUUGGAAUUCAUGUCUUUCCUGUGUUUUAAUUUGUUUUCAUGAUUAUUAUCAAAGAUUGUAUUCUGUUUCAGAGCUGAGAACCAGCCUUGUUCCUAGAUUAACAACAUCCAACAUUAACAUCAUCCAACAAAUAAUCACAUACCAACUACCAUUGCCAGACACAGUAAGAUACACCAGUAAAUACUUUUCACCAGGGUCCCUGUUCUCAUAGAGUUCACAUUCUGGUUAGGGAAGGCAGAAAUAAAGAAACAAAUCAAACAAAUGAGAUAAUUUCAUAAUUGAGGAGAUGGAGUGGUGAGCUUUCUUGAUGGCCUCUGAAGGGAUGAGUAAGAGGACAGAAAAAUGACCUUGUCAAGGUCAGUUUAAAUGGAGAAGUUGGGACCGAGCCUGGUUGGAAGAGGCUGAAGAGAGGACAAGAGGAAAGAAAGUGGGGCUAGAGAUUUUAUAUCCUUUAAAGCUUUUGGAGUGAGAGGGAACAAAGAAAUGGGUCUGUGGGUUCCACUGGGAUAUGGAAAUGGUGUCUUUUUUAAAAAAUUAUUUUUAUUUUUUAAAUUAACUGGAAGAUACCAGAGCCUGAUAAGAUGCUGCUGGGUGUGUGAUCCAGCAGAGAAAGGAAGGGUUUGCUGAUGCCGCACCAAGGAAGCAGCUACAGGAUAGGUUGCAGAACAUGAGUGGAAUGGCCUUCCAUGGGAGCAUAUAGCAAUAGGAAGGAAAGCAGAAAAGGUUAUUGAAAAUAUAGGUACUAAUGCAAGUCACUAUGGAGUUAAAAAAAAACAUUCUUUCCCCCUAAGGUUUUUUCACCCAUCUUGCUGGGAAUGCAUGUCAUAUAGGUACAUGUGUAUGUGUGUAGUGUGUGUGUGUUGUGAGUGAUUUGGGAAUGUAAAGGUCCUAUCAUUUCUAAACAAAAUACUAAUUUUCAUAAUGAACAAUUGAAUAUUACUGAUCAAAUUGUACACAGUUGUGUACUCUUGCAAAAAUAUAGCCACUAUUGCACAUCCCAGGGUGUACAUGCAUUUUCAAGAAUUCUUUCUAACCAGAUCAGUGAAUUCCAUGACCAGGAAUUGCACCAGGAAAGGAAGUAUGGAUCAGACACUUCAUAAUUAUUGGCAUUUUGCAUGGAGAUAACUGUGGAAGAGUUUUAGGAGCAAGUGGUUUCUGCCAUGCAAAUUUAAGUACAUCAAAUACCUGCUAGGAUUGUGUUUUUCUUGUAUCUUGCUAACUGGAAUAGCACAAAUAUAGGUGCUCUGUCCACAUAGUACCUGCAGGUAAUUGUUACUGGACAUUGUUCAGCUAAACCGCUGUCCCUUAAACCAUUAACUAAAUGAGAUUUGUUCAAGUGAGAUAGUUUUCUCCAGUCUCGGUGGAAGUUGGUUCCAAGCGGGCAGAUUUUAGAACUGGCUGAAGAGCCCCAGUCUGUUGGCUUCUAUAGGUAAGUCUCAGCCCUCAAUGAGAUAGAGGCACAUAGCCCAAAGUAUAUGACAAUGUGUAUCUUUAGAGAGGAAGUUUGUUGGUAUAAUGUACUUUACAUAUACCAUUCUAGAAAGAAACAGAGAAUGUGUGUGUGUGUGUGUAUUUUAGAUUGUUCUUUGAGAAUCUGAAUUAUGUUCUCCCAAAUUUGUAAUCUGGCCUGUAAGCCCCAAUUUUUUAAACAGCCCUUGAAUAUAUUUCUCAUUUCAAAGGCCUUGAGAAAUCAAGUGCCUAAUAGGUACACACUUUACUUUUACUUAAGAUGAAAUUAAUUCAAACCAACUUCGAUUUUAGAAAUAGGCUGUAUUUGAAAGUGCUUUGUAAAAUUAAUGGCCUUAUGUUAGGUACUCCCAAGGGGGAAGAUGAAGUAGUCAAAGUUUCAAAUGUAGUAUCACAAUAUCCUGGUUGAAUAAAAUCUGUUUUGUUUUGUUUUUUGUCUUUUAAGGGCCACACCCACAGCAUAUGGAAAUUCCCAGGCUAGGGGUGGAAUUGGAGCUGUAGCCUCCAGCCUAUACCACAGCCUACGCCACAGCAGGGCGGGAUCUGAGCCGCAUCUGCCACCUACACCACAGCUCACAGCAAUGCCAGAUCCUUAACCCACUGAGCGAGGCUGGGGAUCAAACCUGCAUCCUCAUGGUUACCAGUCAGAUUCAUUUCUGCUGAGCCAUGACAGGAACUCCUAAAAUCUGUUUUUAAUGAAACAUUACCCAGAGAUUGUUGUAGAAAUCUAAUUGUUUAAUUUAACUCCACCUAAGGCCUUGAAUUAUUUUUGAAAUUGUUUUGAAAAAGUAGAGGCUUCAGGUGAGCUGGAGAGCACAAACCUCUGGCAGAGUGACAGUAUUGGACAACACUUACUUUCUUUCUUUCUUUUCUUUUGGUCUUUUUAGGUCCACUCCCAUGGCAUAUGGAGUGUUCUCAGGCUAGGGGUCAAAUCAGAACUGUAGCCACUGGCCUAUGCCACAGCCACAUCAAUGCCACCUCCGAGCUGUGUCUGUGACAUACCACAGCUCAUGGCAACACUGCAUCCUUAACCCAGUGAUCGAGGCCAGGGGUCGAACCUGUGUCCUCAUGGAUACUAGCCUGAUCCAUUUCCACUGAGCCAUGAUGGGAACUCCUGGACCCCACUUUCUUAAGAGAUGGGUAUUUCUGAGACUAGAGCUCUAAACUUUUGAUCACAAGAUUGGAUUUUGUGAAAUUUUGUUAUUAUGUUUUUCUGCUGUGAAGAAUGAAUUUUGGAAUUGUUCUUUUUUUUUUUCUUUUUUUUAAUUCCAAUUUAAGGUGAAUGGAAUACAAUUUGGAACAGGGAUGUUUUGACCUAGGUUUACUUGAUCACAGACAACUGAGUCCUGUCUGAUUUAAUUAGGAAUUUUAAGUAGAAAUUCAUUUAAAAAUGUUUCCAUAGUGGUUAGACCACAGGCAUUCCUCUUGGUGGCAAUUUCUUUUGCUUUUUAUCUAGUGGUUUAUGAUAGACAAGGUUUUUUCUCCAAGUUAUUGUAAGUAUUUUUUUUUUAAUAAAUUAUUUGCAGUGUAGGGAGUUCCCAUUGUGGCACAGUGGAAACAAAUCUGACUAGUAUCCAUGAGGAUGGGAGUCCAAUCCCAGGCCUCACUCAUUGGGUCGGGGAUUGGUGUUGCCCUGAGCUGUGGUGUAGGUUGCAGGUGCGGCUCGGAUCUGGCGUUGCUGUGGCUCUGGUGUAGGCUGGCAGCUAUAGCUCCAAUUUGACCCCUAGCCUGGGAACUUCCAUAUGCUGUGGGUACAACCCUAAAAAAAAAGCAAAUUAAUUAAUUGAUUAAAAUUUGCAUUAAAUUUUUUUUAUUGGAUGUAGUUGACUUAGAAAUUUGGGUUAGUUUCUUGAAAGUAUUUUAUUAUGAUUGCCGUAAAAAAUUCAGAUCCCAGAUUGGGUUCGUAGGAACUGUUGAUUCAAAACGAGUUUCUGGUAGAAUAUACCAAAUGCUCCUCUUGUUUCUACCUGAAUAAAAAUGUAUAGGCAUUUUGAUGGCCAUUUGAAUGUACCUACUGACUUUAGGGGCUUGGUUUUGUUUGUAGGGUUAACUAAUAUUUAUACAAGACAGAAGAGAAAGAUGUCAUUCCGUAAAGUAAACAUCAUCAUCCUGGUCGUGGCAGUUGCACUCUUCUUACUGGUUUUGCACCAUAACUUCCUCAGCCUGAACAGUUUGCUGAGGAACGAGGUUUCAGAUUCAGGAAUUGUGGGGCUUCAGCCCAUAGACUUUAUCCCAAAUGCUCCCCAACAUGCGGUAGACGGGAGACAAGAGGAGAUUCCUGUGGUCAUUGCUGCAUCUGAAGAUAGGCUCGGGGGGGCCAUUGCAGCCAUAAACAGCAUUCAGCACAACACUCGCUCCAAUGUGAUUUUCUACAUUGUGACGCUCAACGGUACAGCAGACCAUCUCCGGUCCUGGCUCAGCAGCAGUACCCUGAAAAGCAUCAGGUACAAAAUUGUGAAUUUUGACAGUAAACUUUUGGAAGGGAAAGUAAAGGAGGAUCCUGACCAGGGGGAAUCCAUAAAACCAUUAACUUUUGCAAGGUUCUACUUGCCAAUUCUGGUUCCCAGUGCAAAGAAAGCCAUAUAUAUGGAUGAUGAUGUAAUUGUGCAAGGUGAUAUUCUUGCCCUGUACAAUACACCACUGAAGCCAGGACACGCAGCUGCAUUUUCAGAAGACUGCGAUUCAGCCUCUACUAAAGUUGUCAUCCGUGGAGCAGGGAACCAGUACAAUUACAUUGGAUAUCUCGACUAUAAAAAGGAAAGAAUUCGUAAGCUUUCCAUGAAAGCCAGCACCUGCUCAUUUAAUCCUGGAGUUUUUGUUGCAAACUUGACAGAAUGGAAAAGACAGAAUAUAACUAACCAGCUGGAAAAAUGGAUGAAACUCAAUGUAGAAGAGGGACUGUAUAGCAGAACACUGGCUGGCAGCAUCACAACACCACCACUCCUGAUCGUAUUUUAUCAACAGCACUCCACCAUUGACCCUAUGUGGAAUGUUCGCCACCUUGGUUCCAGUGCUGGAAAACGAUACUCACCCCAGUUUGUAAAGGCUGCCAAGUUACUCCAUUGGAAUGGGCACUUUAAACCAUGGGGAAGAACUGCUUCAUAUACUGAUAUCUGGGAAAAAUGGUAUAUUCCAGACCCGACAGGCAAAUUCAGCCUAAUCCGAAGACAUGUGGAGAUCUCAAAUAUAAAGUAAGAUAUAAUUUGUGCGACUAAGCAUUUCUCAGGAAAUCCUGGCAGGCAGUACAUGUUGUGACGUGAUUUGCUAGGCUCCAAUGCCUAUCUGUAGGAACUCAUGGAAAAAGGGACAUUUCAGCUGGGUAAAAAAAAGGACAAACUGCCUCAUCUGCCUCGUCUGCCUUACCAAGAAUCUGCUUACUGACAGUGCUGAAUGACAGAGGUGAAUGGACUUAGACACAGCCCGUGGUGGCUAGUUCAACACUGCUGCCUGGUUUUGAUUUUGUAACCUGUGGCUUAACAUAAAAUAAAAACUACAUUUCUCAAUAA
This is a messenger RNA of Sus scrofa (pig), 6510 nucleotides long. The record is from RefSeq and is a predicted model, not a curated record. Lineage: Eukaryota; Metazoa; Chordata; Mammalia; Artiodactyla; Suidae.